Vigna unguiculata (cowpea) is the source of this 1803-nucleotide messenger RNA. Its product is annotated as cytokinin hydroxylase-like. Lineage: Eukaryota; Viridiplantae; Streptophyta; Magnoliopsida; Fabales; Fabaceae. Gene Ontology annotation, molecular function: oxidoreductase activity, acting on paired donors, with incorporation or reduction of molecular oxygen; heme binding; monooxygenase activity. The record is from RefSeq and is a predicted model, not a curated record.
AUGGCUAUGGUGGUCCUCACACCCCUUUUGCUCAUACUCCCUUUUCUCCUACUUAAACUCCUCUACGACAACCUCUCAUGCUACUGGUUCACCCCUCUACGCAUAAAAAAGAUCAUGGAGAUGCAAGGUGUCCGUGGCCCCAAACCUAGUUCCUUCACCGGCAACAUCCUAGACAUGGCUUCCCUUGUCUCCAAAACAACCUCCCAAGACAUGAAAACCAUAAGCCACGACAUUGUUGGUCGUCUUCUCCCACAUUUCUUGCUUUGGUCUAGCCAAUUUGGAAAGAGGUUUCUGUAUUGGAAUGGAACAGAACCGAGGCUGUGUCUCACCGAGACCGAAUUGAUCAAAGAGUUCCUUUCAAAAUACAGUACGGUAUCUGGGAAAUCCUGGCAGCAAAGACAGGGUUCAAAGAAUUUCAUUGGGCAAGGACUGUUGAUGGCAAAUGGUGAAGAUUGGUACCACCAACGUCACAUCGUUGCCCCUGCAUUCAUGGGAGACAGACUUAAGAGCUAUGCUGGGCACAUGGUGGAAUGCACUAAGGAGAUGCUCCAAUCGCUGAAAAUUGCGUUGGAGUGUGGCCAAACCGAGGUGGAGAUUGGUCACUACAUGACUAAACUCACUGCAGAUAUUAUCUCUAGGACCGAGUUUGGUACGAGUUAUCAGAAAGGGAAGAAAAUAUUCCACCUCCUCACACUGCUGCAGAGUCGUUGUGCUCAAGCAAGUCGUCAUCUUUGCUUUCCCGGAAGCAGGUUUUUCCCAAGCAAGUAUAACAGAGAGAUAAAGUGUUUGAAGAUGGAGGUGGAGACUCUGCUGAUGGAGAUCAUACAAAGCAGAAAAGACUGUGUGGAGAUUGGAAGAAGCAACUCUUAUGGGAAUGAUUUGUUGGGGAUGCUCCUCAACGAGAUGCAGAAGAAAAAAGGGAAUGGAAACAGCAUCAAUCUGCAGCUAGUGAUGGAUCAAUGCAAAACAUUUUUCUUUGCCGGACACGAAACCACUGCACUUUUACUCACUUGGACAGUUAUGUUACUCGCCAGCAACACAUCAUGGCAGGACAAAGUCCGAGAAGAGGUUAAAAAUGUCUGCAAUGGUGAAAUCCCUUCUUUGGAUCAACUCUCCAAACUCACUCUUUUGCACAUGGUGAUCAACGAAUCACUGAGGUUGUAUCCUCCGGCAUCGGUGCUUCCGAGGAUGGUGUUUGAAGACAUAGUACUAGGUGACCUUUACAUUCCUAAGGGCUUGUCGAUUUGGAUUCCGGUGUUGGCCAUUCAUCACAGUGAAAAGCUAUGGGGCAAAGAUGCAAACGAGUUCAACCCAGAGAGGUUCAGUUCGAAGUCAUUUGUUCCUGGUCGUUUUCUACCGUUUGCUUCUGGGCCCAGAAAUUGCGUGGGACAAGCCUUCGCAUUAAUGGAAGCUAAGAUGAUAUUAGCCAUGUUGAUUUCCCGGUUCAGCUUCACCAUUUCUGAAAAUUACCGUCAUGCCCCUGUGGUUGUUCUCACCAUCAAGCCCAAAUAUGGGGUUCAGGUUUGUUUGAAGCCCUUGGAGGCAUGAGGGAUCGUCCAUUGUGGAGAGAGUUUUCAGAGUUGAAAGAGAGUUUUUGUCUUUUUAUGGUGCGGAAUAUAUAAUAUAUAUAAUAUAAUAUAUAUUUGUAUAACAAUGGUCAUCUUGAUGAUCUUGAUGAGCAUUCUUGUAAUUUUUUAUUUCGACUUUUUUUACAACCAUCGGGAGAUAGAGAUGAAAUAAUGAUUGCAAGGAUUAGGAUAUGUAAAUUAAAAACUUUAAUGAAACAACACGUAUUUAUCUCUU